Salvelinus fontinalis (brook trout) is the source of this 990-nucleotide messenger RNA. RefSeq names its product olfactory receptor 2AT4-like. Gene Ontology annotation, molecular function: olfactory receptor activity; G protein-coupled receptor activity. The coding region runs from base 1 to 990 and encodes 329 amino acids. The record is from RefSeq and is a predicted model, not a curated record. Gene Ontology annotation, biological process: G protein-coupled receptor signaling pathway. The transcript has 6 exons. NCBI's taxonomy places the organism in Eukaryota, Metazoa, Chordata, Actinopteri, Salmoniformes, Salmonidae. Gene Ontology annotation, cellular component: membrane.
AUGUUAAAAGUGAAUGGAAACUACACGCGUGUGUCAGAGUUUGUGAUCGUGGGCUUCCCGGGGCUCCAUCCAUCCUUCAACCAGCUGGUGGCCUGGUUCUUCUUCUUCAUAUAUGUGAUCACGGUGGUGGGGAACAUCCUGCUGGUGGUGCUGUUUGCCCUGGAGCGCAGCCUGCAGAAACCCAUGUACAUCAUCAUGGUCAGCCUGGCACUGUCAGAUAUAGGCUUCUGCACGGUGGCCCUUCCCAAAGUGAUAGCUCGGUACUGGUGGGACGACGCUGGCAUCUCUUUCUAUACGUGUCUGAUACAGAAACAAUUCAUCCACUACUUUGGAACACUCACCUCUCUCAUCAUGAUGACCAUGGCUAUGGACAAAUACCUGGCUAUCUGCUUCCCUCUCAGGUACACUGAGCUGAUGACCAACAGGACCAUGUCUCUCCUAACAGCCCUGUCCUGGGUGUCAGCCAUGAUAUCUCCAGCCAUCACCACCAUCCAGUCAUCCCAGAUGCCUUUCUGUGGGCCCAACCGCAUCAUCCACUGCUACUGCGACACCAUAUCUCUCAACCAGCUGUCGUGUGCUGACAUCUCGUCCCAGAGCAGAUUAUCCUUCUCACUAGCCAUGUUCGUCCUCCUCCUCCCCUUCAGCUUCAUCAUCUUCUCCUAUGUCAACAUCAUCGUCACCGUGAUGCGCAUGGCUAACACACAGGGCAGGCUGAAGACCUUCUCUACCUGUGUUACUCAGGGCUGUAUCAUCUUUAUUUACUACGUCCCCCGCUUCGUAGUGUACACUAUACCCUACAUCCCCAACCUGACCAUGACCCCUGACCUGCGCAUCGGCCUCACCAUUCUUUACAGUCUGCUGCCGCCCGUCCUCAACCCCUUCAUCUACUGCCUCCGUACCAAGGAGAUCAAGGCUUCCCUGGCCAAGUGGGCCAACAGAGGGCAGGCCAACGCACAUCACAAACCCUCCAUCCACCCCAUAGCCUGCUGA